GGCGGACCAUUACAACCUGGUGUUGGAGGUGUUGGAGUUGGUGUUGGUGGUGGAGGCCAACAACAAAUAACACAAAGUAUGUCAACAGGAAAUAACACAGUUGGUGGCCAACAUUGUCAACAAUUGAGUGGUUCAUCACCAUUAGUAAUGCCUGGUUUUCCACUUAGAACAUCACAUUCAGCUCACACACCACAUUAUUCACCUUAUUCACCCUCCAGGUUUCACAUAGACAAAAGAUGUCAGCACAGAUGUUCCUGGAAAUGUUUAAGUAUUGCCUUAAUACUAGUAGCAGUCGUCCUAACGGCUAUGUUGGCCUAUUUUGCAACUAUUAGCUCUAUGAAACCAAAUUUGGAUUCAUCAAAUUGUAUCCUAGUCCAAGAUGUUAAAUCAAUACCACAUGAUCAACAACAACAAUUAUCUGGUGUUGGUGGAUCAACAAUAUUACCAACAGAAGAUUCAACACAAACAAGUAGCAGUACAUCAGAUCAAAGUAGUAGUAGUACAUUUACUACUGGUAUUGGUAAUGGUCCUGGUGGUAUUUCUGUUGGUGGCGUUAGUGGUGGUUAUGGUUAUUUAGGUGGUAAUACUGGUAAUUCGAUUAAUUCAAAUAAUAUAAAUAGUCAUCAAAAUUUAAAUGGUAUACAAAAUAUAUUACCACAACAACAACAACAGCAACAACAACAAUUACAACAACAUAUUAUAUCUGCAAAUGGUAAUAGUUUACAAAAUUUAAAUCAACAAAAUGGUGUUGGUGGUAAUCAAGCAUUAUUAUCACAACAUCAACCACAAUUAUUACAUCCACAAGAUCAAUCAUAUACAGCACAACAACAGCAAUUAAAAUGGCCACAACUUGUACAAUUAAAGGAUUUAAAUGAAAUGUAUCAUGCAACAAUCCCUCCAUAUCAAUUUUGGAAUUUAGAAUUUCGUAAUAAACAUCAAACUUUUAUACGAUUAAAUUUUACAUUACCAUGGGGUGCCAGUUUUGCUGUUUAUGGUCGACGUAAUGUUGCACCAAGUGUUACACAAUAUGAUUUUGUUGAAUUUAUUAAAGCUGGCCGUCUUGAUAGAAGCUUAAAACGUAAAAGAAGACGUAGCCGACGUAGUAUUAUUAUUAAUUCAGAUAAUGCACAUACUAUUAAUACCAAUGAUAAUGAUGAUAAUGAUAUUGAUAAUUUCAAUUAUAAUAGAAAUUAUAACAACAAUAAUGAUAAUAGAAAUAUAUUAAAUGAAGGAGCUGUCGGUGGACGAAGUUCAAUGCCUUUAAGUGAAUAUGAAGCAAAAUUUUUUGAUAUUUUAUCUGAUGAUUUAAAAACAUUAAGAAAUGAUAAUAAUAAUAAUAGAAAUAGAAAUAAGAAUAAAAAUUAUAAUGCAAAAUAUCAUUAUCAUACUAGCGAUAGUAACAGCAACAGUAACAGUAAUAAGAAAAAUAGAAAUUCCAGUGAACAUAUGUCACCGCCACCACCAUCACUAUAUAGACCAUCAUUUAUGGUUAAUCAAAAGAAUAAAAUUUCAGACAAAACAAUUUUCAAAUCAAAUUUGGAUGAUGAAAAUGAUAGCGAUGAUAUUACAACAACAUUUGAAGAUAUAAAUGAUGAUAUAUUGGACGAUGAUGAUGAUGACGAUGACGAUGAUAUUGAUGAAAGUGAUGAUGAUGAAAUUGAUAAUAUCAAUGAUGAAGAUGAUAUUGAUGAUUUUAAUUUACAUGAUAUUGAUGAUGAUAGCAAUGAUAGUGAAACAAAUAGCAAUGAAAAUAAUUUAAAUAGACGAAGACGAAAAAUGUCAGUGUCUUCGAAAAGAAAAAUGCAUAAAAUUACAAAAAGAUCAUCUGAUGGUUUAUCAGCAUUAGAUAUGGAUACAAUGAUGGUUAACGUAUCAUUAUUACAAUAUUUAGAUACAGGACUUUGGUUUUUAUCUGUAUAUAAUGAUGAAUUAGUUGCGCAUACAGUAACCUUACUGGUUGAGGAAGCUGAAGGUGUCAGUACAACAUGUCCAAAUGAUUGUUCUGGUCGCGGUAGUUGUUAUUUGGGAAAAUGUGAUUGUAUUGAUGGUUAUCAAGGAGCUGAUUGUUCAAAGAGUGUUUGCCCUGUUCUAUGUUCAGCUCAUGGUCAUUAUGGUGGCGGUAUAUGCCAUUGUGAAGAAGGUUGGAAAGGUGCUGAAUGUGAUAUACCAUCUGGUGAAUGUGAAGUACCAAGUUGUACAAAUCAUGGACGUUGUAUUGAAGGUGAAUGCCAUUGCGAACGUGGCUGGAAAGGUCCAUUCUGUGAUCAACGUGAUUGCAUAGAUCCAUCAUGUUCAGGUCAUGGUACAUGUGUUUCUGGACAAUGUUAUUGUAAAGCUGGGUGGCAAGGUGAAGAUUGUGGUACAAUUGAUCAACAAGUAUAUCAAUGUUUACCUGGUUGUUCUGAACAUGGUACAUAUGACUUAGAAACAGGACAAUGCGAUUGUGAACGUCAUUGGACUGGACCAGAUUGUUCUCAAGCUGUUUGCAGUCUUGAUUGUGGACCAAAUGGUGUUUGUGAAUCUGGUAAAUGUCGUUGUAAUCCUGGUUGGACUGGAAAUCUUUGUGAUCAAUUACCUUGUGAUAGUCGGUGUUCUGAACAUGGUCAAUGUAAAAAUGGUACUUGUGUCUGUUCACAAGGAUGGAAUGGAAGACAUUGUACUUUACCUGGAUGUGAAAAUGGUUGUUCAAGACAUGGACAAUGUACAUUAGAAGAAGGUGAAUAUCGUUGUGAUUGUAUUGAAGGUUGGGCUGGAUCUGAUUGCUCAAUACCAUUGGAAAUGAAUUGUAAAGAUAAUAUUGAUGAUGAUCAUGAUGGUAUGGCUGAUUGCUCUGAUAGUGAAUGUUGUGCACAUCCAUCAUGUUCCGAUCAUAUAAUGUGUUUAUCAUCAAAUGAUCCAGUUGAAGUAUUAUUAAGAAAACAACCACCAUCUGUAACAGCAUCAUUUUAUCAACGUGUUAAAUUUUUAAUUGAAGAAAAUUCUGUACAAUCGUAUGCUCAUGUUGAUGAAUAUACCGAAAAUCUUUUCUGGAACUCAUUCAUACCGGGUCGUGUUUCUGUGAUGCGUGGCCAAGUUAUAACACCACAAGGUUUAGGAAUUGUUGGUAUUCGAGUAUCAGUUGAUCGUGAAACAAGAUUUGGAUUUACAUUGACAAGACAAGGCGGAUGGUUUGAUGUUUUAGUUAAUGGUGGUGGUGCUGUAACAUUACAAUUUCAACGUUCACCAUUUAAACCACUUACUAGAACAGUUUUUGUACCAUGGAAUCGUAUUGUUGUUUUACCACCAGUACAAAUGCAAUUAAGUGAUGAAGAUGAAACUACAAAGAAACAAAUAAAGUUAGCAACACAGAAUCCAGCAUUAACAUUCCUUAAUACGAUACUAUACCAUUUCUCAGAUGAGAAAACUGAAUCCGGAAUUGUAUGCAUUGACCACGAUCACGAACAAUUAAAACCACAAUUGAUUAGUACAUGGAUGCCAAAUGGUGUUGGUGCAAUGCCAGGCAAAAGAGUUAUAUUUGCUGAAACACAGAUUGUUCAAGAAUCAAUACAAAUUCCUGGCUCCGGUUUACAUUUAACAUAUCAAUCAUCACAAGCCUCAGGUUAUUUAAGUAUUGUACGUAUGCGUUUAACUGGUGAAAAAAUACCAUCAACUUUAACACAUGUACAUGUUGGAGUUGAAAUUGAAGGUUCAUUACAUGUUAAAACAUAUGAAGCUGAUCCAAAUUUAAUACAUACAUUUGCAUGGAAUAAACGUAAUGUUUAUAGGCAAAAAGUAUAUGGUGUUACAAUUGCUAGAAUAUCUGUUGGUUAUCAACAUUCAACUUGUAAACAACCAGUAUGGAAUACACAAACAGCUAAAUUACAAGGAUAUGAUGUUGAUAUAUCAGAUAUUGGUGGUUGGGGUUUAGAUAUACAUCAUCAUUAUAAUUUCCAUGAGGGUAUAUUACAAAAAGGUGAUGGUAGUACAUUACAUAUGAAAGAAUAUCCAAGAACAGUUAAAGUUGUUAUGGGUACUGGUUUACAAAGACCAUUAAAUUGUCCAGAUCAUUGUAAUGGUAUUGCAAAAGAUGCAAGAUUAUUAACACCAAUUGCAUUAGCAUCUGGUCCAGAUGGUAGUUUAUAUGUUGGUGAUUUUAAUUUAGUACGUCGUAUAACACCAGAUGGAAAAGUUUUUACAAUAUUACAAUUAAGUGCAACACAAGUAUCAUAUCAAUAUUAUCUAGCUGUAUCACCAGCUGAUGGUAAUUUAUAUAUAUCUGAUCCAGAGAAACAUCAAAUAUUAAGAUUAUUAAAAUUGGAAAAAGUAAAAGAUCCAUUAAUAAAUAGUGAAUCAGUUGUUGGUAGCGGACAAAGAUGUAUUCCAGGUGAUGAAGGAAAUUGUGGAGAUGGAGGUCCAGCAAUGCAAGCAAGAUUAUCACAUCCAAAAGGUUUAGCAAUAGCAGCUGAUAAAACAAUGUAUAUUGCUGAUGGUACAAAUAUACGUGCUGUUGAUCCAAAAGGUAUUAUACAUACAUUAAUUGGACAUCAUGGUCAUCAUAAUCAUUGGAGUCCAGCACCAUGUAGUGGUACAUUAAUGGCAAAUCAAGCACAAUUACAAUGGCCAACUGGUUUAGCAUUGAGUCCAUUAGAUGGUUCUUUACAUUUCAUUGAUGAUAGACUGGUGUUACGUUUAACAUCUGAUAUGAAAAUAAGAGUUGUAGCUGGUACACCAUUACAUUGUAAUAAUGCUGGUGUUAAUACAAAUAAUGGAGGAACACAAACAAAUAAAAAUAAUUUAACAGAAAAUGUACUUGGAACUGUAUUAGCAAUGGCAUUUUCACCAUUCGGUGAUUUAUAUAUUGCCGAUAGCGAUGCAAGACGUAUAAAUUCAAUACGUGUUGUUGAUACGGCUGGUAAUAUGAGAUAUUUUGCUGGAAAACAAGAAAGUUCUGGGUCUCUUGCAUGCGAUUGUAAUCUAAAUCCUAAUACAAAUGGUACUUUUAAUGGUGGUGUAAGCAAUGGUGGUAGCUCAUCUAUUAAUGGUGGUAGUAAUAGUGGUACUGGAAUUUUAUCAUCAACAACACAAACACAUUAUGCAACAACAAUUAAUCCAACGAAUCAACGUAAUAUCGGAAGUUCAUCAUCAAAUUCAAAUAAUAAUGGUGGUAGCAAUGGUAAUGCACCAACAUCAUUAAAUUCAUUUGGCAAUAAUAAUGGAAUAAUGAGUUCAUCGGGCGCAUGCAUUUGUAAUGGUAAUAAUAUUGCUGGUACAGGAAAUAAUAUUGGUGGUAGUACAUUAUUAUCAACAAUUAAUGGUGGUAGCAGUGGUGGUAAUCCAACAAUGAGUUCAUCUAUAAGUAGUAAUAAUAAUGGCGGAAGUGGUAGUGGAAACAGUAAUAACAUGUUUAGUAAUUUCUUUAAUGAAGAUGGUACACAAAGUAAUGCUGAAACAUUAUUAUCAUCAAAUGCUAAAUUUCAAGCUAUAUCAGCAAUUGCUGUUGCACAAGAUGGUGUCAUUAAUGUUGCUGAUCAAGGAUCAUUACAUAUACUUGCAUUAGAACAUUAUUUACCAUCACAUGAUGAAAAUGGUGAAUUUCAUAUACCAUAUCCACCUACAAGUGAAAUUUAUGUAUUUAAUCGUUAUGGUCAACAUGUUACUACAAAAGAUUUAACAUCUGGUAAAACACGUUACUCAUUCCUAUAUUCAAAAAAUACCAGUUUUGGUCGUUUAUCAACUGUUACCGAUAGCUCUGGCAAUAAAAUUCAAUUUUUAAGAGAUUAUAGUAAUGUCGUUAGUAGUAUAGAAAAUACUCAAGAUCAUAAAUCUGAAAUAACAAUUAAUGGUAUUGGUAUAAUGACAAAAUUAAUAGAAAAAGGUAAAUUAGAAAUUGAAUUGGAUUACGAUAGUAAUACAGGACUAUUGAAUAGUCGAUCAACUGGCGGUGAAACUUAUAUUUAUCAAUAUGAUGAAUUUGGUCGUGUAACACGUAUGAUAUUACCAAGUGGUGAAAUUGUUAGAAUAACAUCAGAAUUAGCUGAUAAUAAAGGACUUUCAGUAUAUGUUCAUGCAUCAAUUCAAUCGUUAUUCUCAAGAGAACCGGCAGAAAAUUCAAAUGAAUUAUUAAUAUUGGGUGGAGUUCAUUCAACAAUAAUGAAAAAAGGUAGUCAAAAUGCUGAAGCUAUGAUUAAACCAAAUAAUACAUUAGUAAUAAGAGAUGCAAAUGGUGUUGUUGUUGAAUCUUCUGCUAUUGCACGUCAUCCACUAUUAGAAGCGGCUUUACCAGUAGAAGCUGAAAUGUUAGCAAUGUGGUCACAUCAAAGUAUCACAAUGGGUGAAGGAAUUACAAAUAAUAUGUAUUCAAUAUAUAAUUUAAUUGGUGAUGUUAGAAAUCCGCAACAAACAUUAAAUCGUGAAAUCUGGGUUAAUAGUUCAAGAGUUAUUGGCGUAGAAUUUGAUCAAUUUACGAGUCGCGAAACAUUUUAUGAUGUUAAUAGAACGCCACUUUUAAUAAUAGCUUAUGACCCAUCAGGGUUACCAAAAUCAUAUUAUCCAUCAAAUGGAUAUCCUGUUAACAUUACUUAUGAUCGAUUUAAUCGUAUCGAUGGAUGGAAAUGGGGUCCAGCAGAACUUAAGUACACUUAUGAUAGACAUGGCCUCUUAUCAGAAAUAACUAGUCAACAAGAUGGCAUUAUAUCAUAUGUUUAUAAUGAUUGGAAUCUUGUAUCAGAAAUAGGUGUCGCAAGUCAAAGAAAAUUUGUUCUUGGUUAUGAUGAUGCUGGUGGUUUACGUUUUGUUAAAUUACCUAGUGGAACAAAACAUAUAUUUAGUAUGCAAACUUCAAUCGGUUUCAUUAGAUACACAUAUACCCCGCCUGGUGGUUCUAGACCAUAUUUACAACAUUAUAGUCAUUCUGGGGCUUUGUUACAAAGUAUUUACCCAGGAGAUGGCGCUCGAAUUAUAUAUCGCUACAAUGCAGCUGGAAAAUUAACUGAAAUUGUUCAUGGUGAUGGAAAAAGUGAAUUUAUUUAUAAUGACGUAACAGGAAUGCCUAGUACAGUUUCACAUUCUGAACGAGAGCUUGAGUACAGAUGGGACUUUGAAUUUACUGCUGGCUUGUUAACAGAAGAACGAAUAGAUUUUAUUGCUAAGACUGGUUUGAGUAAUGCCAAAUUUACAUACGAUUAUGAUUCAAACUUCAGAGUAACUACAAUUCAAGGAAGAAUAGGAGGACAAAAUCUGCCAACACAAGUUUUUGCUUUUGAUCCAAGAACAGGGCAACCAAAUUUAAUUGGGCAGUUCAAGAUUUUACAUCCAAAAGUAAAUCAAACUCAAGUUUUAGAUGGAACAGCAACGUUUACGAGAACAAUCGACGGACGUUUUCUUGUUACGAAAGUGUCGUUAUCUAUUCACAGAGUUCCAGUAUUUAGAAUGGAAUUCUCAUAUGGAAUGCACGGUAGAAUAACACAAACAAAAACUUGGACAAGAAACAUGGCUGUUCAAACUUAUACAAAUGUUAAAAACUAUACAUGGGAUUGUGAUGGACAGUUAGUUGGUGUUGAAGCCCAAGAACCAUGGGGAUUCAGAUAUGAUGAUAAUGGUAAUUUGUUAUCACUAACCUACCGAGGCAAUACUAUUCCAAUGGAAUACAAUAACAUGGAUCGAAUUGUUAAAUUCGGUGAAGGACAAUACAAGUAUGAUUCACGUGGUUUGGUUGCACAAAAUGCUCGAGAAGAACGUUUCCAUUAUAACACUCAAGGUUUGCUUGUCAGAGCUAUUAAACGAGGAAGAUUUGAUGUAAAAUAUUCUUAUGAUCAUAUGAAACGUUUAACAACGCGGAAAGAUAAUUUUGGAAACGUAACACAGUUCUUCUACAAUAACCAGCAACGGCCACAUGAAGUCAGCCAAAUUUAUUCCCCACGCGAUGGCAAGUUAAUGUCACUGACAUACGACGAUUUUGGACAUUUAAUAUUUGUGCAAGUAUAUCGCAAAAAAUUCUAUGUUGCAACAGAUCAAAGUGGAACACCAAUAAUGAUUUUCAACCAGUAUGGCGAAGGUGAAAGGGAAAUCAUGAGAUCACCUUUUGGACAUAUAAUUUAUGACUCAAAUCCAUAUUUCUAUUUGCCAAUUGAUUUUUGUGGUGGAAUUUUAGAUCAAGUUACAACACUUGUUCAUUUUGCUGAUGGCCGAGUUUAUGAUCCAUUAAUUGGUCAAUGGAUGUCACCAAACUGGGAAGACGUUGCUGAGCGUGUAAUAACACCAACAAAAAUGCAUUUAUAUCGCUUCAAUGGAAAUGAUCCAAUUAAUAUUGAUCAUAAUAGAAAUUACCCAAGUGAUUUUACAGCUUGGAUGAAUAAAUUAGGAAUAAAUGUUAGAAACUUAGUACCACAAUUAUCUAGACCACUAUGGGAACAACCCUCAUUAUGGGGUCGUACGUUAAGGAAUCCGAUCGCUACUGAUUUGAAACGUUCAAUUGAUAAUAUUCCUACUAUGUCAGUUGAAUCUGGUUUCUUAGCUCAUUUAAAUAUACGUAGAAUGUCAGACUUUGAACAAUUAUCAGCUCCACCAAAAUCAUCACUUAAAUUUGAUGUUAUGAAUCCUAAGCCAUUAAAAAUUGGUUCGGAUUCUGAUCCACCAUUUGGUAAAGGUAUUGUUGUAUCAAGAACAUUUGAUGGACAAGCAAUUGUUUCUAGUGUACCAGCAGCAAAUGCUAUUUAUCGUGAUGUAUAUACAUCAGUAUUUAAUAGAUCAAAAUUAUUACCAUUUACGUUUGUUGUUCACAACGCUCAACAAGAUUCAUUCUUCUUUGUUAAAGAAGACGCAUGGCGAGCUAGUGAAGAUCGCCAACAAUUAAAACGUCUUCAAGGACAAGUUAAUACAACAUUCCAUGAAAUAACACGUGAAAAUGGCAGUGGUAAUAAUUUCUUAGAUGUUAAAAUACAUGGCCAACAUGCAAUUAUUAAUUUACGAUAUGGAACAACUGUUGAAAAAGAAAAACAACGUUUAAUGCAUCAUGCAAAACUUACAGCUGUACGUAAAGCAUGGCAUAGAGAAAAAGAAGCAUUACAUAAUGGUUUAACUACCAAUAAUGAUUGGACACAAUCAGAAAUUGAUGAAAUUUUAAAACAGGGAUAUGUCAAUUUAUAUGAGGGUGAAUAUGUUCACGAUGUUAGCCAAUAUCCAGAAUUAGCUGAAGAUCCAUUUAAUAUUAAAUUUACUAAAAAGAAAGCAAAUCCAAUACGUAAAAGAAAACGACGAGAUAUUAAUUCAAUAUCAUUUCAUCAAAAAUCAUUAAACAAAAAAAUAUCAAAUGAUUAUAUAGAAGAUGAAAAUGAUAAUGAAAAUAAUAUCUCAUCUCAUGAAACAAAUAAUCAAAGUAUAAAUCAAUAUAAUAAAAAUAAUAAAUUAUUAGGUGAUUUAAGUAAUUUAGAAAUAAAUUUUAAUAAAAAUAAUAAUAAAACAUUAGAAAGUGCGAUAAAUAAAAUGGAUUCGCAUCAUCAUGAGCCCUUAUCAUCGUAACUAUCAUCCCUUAAUUAAUUAUAUAUAUAAAUAAAAACUAAAAAAAAAAAAAUAAAACUAUUAAAAAACAAAUUUGAAAACAAAAAACAGAAAUAAGUUAUUAAAAAAUAAUGUAAUUAAUUUAUUUAUAAAAUAAGAAAUGAGAAGAAACAAAGAAAUUAAUGGAAAACAUAAAAAAAAAAAUAAAUGCUUAGGUGAUAAAAAUAUGCUUUGUUAGCUUAACAAAAUGAUUGAAUACACAAAAAAAAAAUGUUAAAAAAAAGUAUUAUUUAUAAAUAAUUCCGUUUUAUAAAAAAUAAUUUUCAUUAACUUAAAUGGAAUCAUAUAAAAUAGGAAUGACAUUGUAACAAAAUAUCAUGGCAAAAGUCUCCAAAAAUCCAAAUUUAUUUUCUAAUAUCAAAUUUGUAUUUAUUAAAAUAUAUUAAUUGUUUCAUAAAAUUAAUAAUAUUAAUAAUAAUUAAUUAAAAUAAUCCAAGGUGAAUAAUCCAUUAUUACAGUAUUAUGUGAAAUUUAACAAUAUUAGACUGAUUGACUUAUAUUUUCUUAGGCAUACCAUUUGAGGUGAUUGUAUUAUAUAUUCAAAAAUUUCCUAUAAAAUCAAUUCUAUUUGAAGCAACAUUUAAAUUUUAAUUACUUAAAAUAUUAAAAAUCUCGAUUUUCAACUUAUAUAAUAAAUUAUUCAUAAAAUUUCUUUCAAUUUCAUAUAAACUUAAGUAUAAUUCAAUUGAAAUUCAUAAAAAUCAGCUUCUUAUCUAUUAUAUUAAGAGACUAAAGCUAAUGAUAUUUUGAUGCAAUA
Molecule: messenger RNA, 10291 nt
Organism: Condylostylus longicornis
Lineage: Eukaryota; Metazoa; Arthropoda; Insecta; Diptera; Dolichopodidae
Gene: Ten-a
Product: teneurin-a
Exons: 17
Coding region: 79-9495 (3138 amino acids)
Biological process (GO): motor neuron axon guidance
Source: RefSeq, a predicted model, not a curated record